Molecule: messenger RNA, 1355 nt
Organism: Xylaria bambusicola
Lineage: Eukaryota; Fungi; Ascomycota; Sordariomycetes; Xylariales; Xylariaceae
Exons: 1
Coding region: 409-1173 (254 amino acids)
Cellular component (GO): plasma membrane
Source: RefSeq, a predicted model, not a curated record
GUGAGGCAGGGUUUUUGCUUAGCGGCUAGAGAGAUACAUGAAUGUACUUCAUGACAAUUAAGCAUCAAAAGCUCACCGAAUCAGUGCCUAUCUGCGCGAAUAAUCAUCUCAAGUUCUCGGGGAUGUCAAGCCUAGGCCUUCACAAUCAUAUGAUUGCCCCACGCUGGGUUACACACACCGCCGAGAACCAGUCUCACGAUAUGGAGAAACGAGCCAGUCUCUCGCAGAUGCGACGAGGUCCAAAAGUUUCUGCAUAAUAUCCCUCCUCACACCAAGCUUUGCCGUUUUCCUUCUUGACUUCAAGAUUCUCAUCUUAGCUCUCAGUCUACCCCUCCCUCCAAAUCAAUCACAACAAGCGAUCCCCAGCCGGCAACAAAGCCGUGAGAGCUACGCACACACUCCCUCAUCAUGAAGCUCGCCCUCGCCCUCAGCUAUGCUUUCACUCUAGUUGCAGCGCAUCCCUAUCCUUCGCUCCAGUGGGAUCCAGCCACCAUCUCUACUUGUGCUGAGUGGUGGGAUAAUGGUGGCCCAGAAACUUGCGAGUACAUACGCGAUUUAGUCGGCGCCACCCCAGAGGAAUUUCACACAUGGAACCCAUCUGUCGGCUUAGACUGCAAGCCGUGGCACAUCAGCCAGUCCUACUGCAUCUUGACCAAGGAGAAGCUCAUCACUUCUACCAAGACCACUGUUUCGGCAACAACAACAACCAAGACUACCUCGUCUACACACGUGCCAUCCCCGACGGCGUGGAACGGGUUGGGCUGUUACACCGACGAGGACGCUACUUUCCCUGUGCUAGAGAUUGAGGCAAUCAAGGCCGACUCUACUCUCACCAUCAACAAAUGCGAGGAUACGUGCUGGAAAGCUUCCAAUCGCACCGUGCUCUUCGCUGGCGUGAAGCAGGGUAACCAAUGCUGGUGUGGUAGCUUCGUUGGCGGACAGACUGCUAGGAACAGUACCGAUUGCAACACCCCGUGUGCUGGGGAUAAGGCGGCCAUCUGUGGCGGUAAGAACAGAAUCAACGUCUUUGAGCCGGUAACUACUAAGGGGGAUCCUAUUACCACUAGCAAGACCACUUCUACCAGAAAGACUACAUCGAGUACCAAGACCACUUCUGUAUUGACUUCAACGAAAACUUCCGGUGCUACUAAGGUAGUAUGGAUGUUGAUGUAACAUCAUUAGUUAGAAAAAUAUUUCAGCAUUCGGAGGUUUCUGCAAAAUAGAUAGUACUUGUUGUGUAUCAAACCUCAUCUUAAACCUAAGUUGUCUCGAACGUCGAAAACGACGCCGUUAGACGUUCGAGCGGUCUAAUGAUUAUUAUAUAGCCCCACCUGCGUUCAACAAGUUGUGUAGCA